This is a messenger RNA of Brassica napus (rape), 633 nucleotides long. RefSeq lists its product as uncharacterized. The transcript has a single exon. The record is from RefSeq and is a predicted model, not a curated record. Bases 1 to 633 code for a protein of 210 amino acids. Lineage: Eukaryota; Viridiplantae; Streptophyta; Magnoliopsida; Brassicales; Brassicaceae.
AUGGAUUAUGCCAUUCUAAAUCUCUCUGGAGAUAAUUAUCUAGAAUGGGCAAUGAACACUUCAGUUACCCUGAAAUCAAGAGGACUCGUAAGGAGUAUCAUUCAGGGUGAUUAUGCAACUAGAAGUGAAAAGUUAAGAGCCAUUACAAUAAUGCGCCAUCAUCUCACUGAGGAACUGAGAAAUCAGUAUCUACAUAUUGAGAAUCUUCGUGACCUUUGGACAGAAUUAAAGUCUAGAUACACUAUGGUAUUAUUACCAAAGGUCAAACAUGAAUGGAUGAGUCUCAGAUUCCAAGACUUUGAAACAGUGGCCGAGUUUCAUUUUGCCUUGUCCAGGGUCGUGUACCAACUGAGAUUAUGUGGAGAAGAGGUAACAGAUAAUGAUUGUCUAUUCAAGACAUACUCCACAUUCCAUCCAGAAGAUUUGUUGUCAAAACAUAUCUACAUAGAAAGAGGUUCUACCACUUACAAUGACCUGAUCUCUUGCCUAACGGUGAUUGAGAAUAACAAGGUACUAAAGAGGAGCAGUGAGAUGAGAUACCCUGAUACAAAUGAGACCGAUAUAGAUCAGGAUGAAUCCAAGAGAGUCGUGUCCAAUAUAACUCAAGGAGUGGCCGGCAUAUCUAUUGACUAA